UUCCAACCUGAAUCAACAAUUGGCACAGCAGAGCCGAGCACACACAGAAACACUUGAUCGGGUGCCGCCAGCCAAACGACGUCGCCAUGCGCGCAUCAUACAUUUAAGUCGUCACAAUAUUGGAGUAAUUUAUUGAACUUCGAAUGAAACGUGGUCGGUGUGUGAUGGUACUUGAAAUCGAAGGCGAGAUACGAAUCGAUUAAAGCGUUAUGGCUGUAGUGUUUCAAUGAACAACGUCGCAGCUACAGAUUGGAUAAACUUGACGGAUUCCCCCCGAUGCACUAAUGUGUGAUUCUGAGUGUUGGCUUCAAGUACCGAUUGAGAGAGCCGAUUGCAAUUAGUCUGUCGCGAUUGCCGGUUGCUGCUUGAGACGAUGUCAUCUCGCGAAUAGCACCCCGCAUCUUUACGACGUCUUGUGCUCAAGCUCAACUGACAAAUUAUGAUCCGGUGUGGGGGAACUUCUGCCAAGUCAAGUCAAGUGUCUGUGUGUAGUAAAAGAGCAGCCGGUUCCCAUCACUCUUAACUGUUCGAUUCCGCUACCUUUCGACCUUCGCGUCACUUGCUGGCUGGCUACUGCUGGUGGUCACUAGCCCCCGGACAACGGCGGUGGUGGUCGUCGUCAUCAUAAUCUGCGUCAUAACUCAAGGCGUUAUUGUCGUAGUCAGCCCAGUGCCAGUGCCAGUAUGAAGAAAAGAAAAGUCAAAUGAGACUCCCCGUCGCACUGCCCUCGAUAUCAGCUCCCAGUGUGGUCACCAGAAAAGAAAAAAAAAUACCAGUGAAAUCUAGUGAUGAUUGUUAAGGGCAACUAAGGAAGCAACCCCGGCGAAGAAAAAAAAGAAAAAGUGAAAACAAAGUGCAGAGUGUUUAAUAUAGUCACGGCCUCGCUUCCAGCGCGCAGCGAUACAGUUGUCGAUACGAAAUAUUGCGCCUCCAUUAGGAGCGCCCUGAACACCCUGAACCCACCCACCCACGAUGAAGUGGAACAAGAAGCCAAAACAAUCGAUAUCGAGCGUGACGUCCAUGUCCUUUUUGUCGGACGAGAAUCUGACAUUCCACCGCUUUUCCGAUGGUACCAUUUCAUUUACAUCGGAGCGUAAAAAAUCCGCCGAGGGUGUUCUGGGCAGCAUUGGGUUCGGCAAACCGGGUCAAACGCUAACCAUCGACCGGGCCGCCCACCUCCGGAAGCAGUCGUACGCUGCGACGGCUUCGACCCCGAUCUGGACCACCCACACGGCGUUCAACAACUACACCAGUAACACCAUUGCCAACAGUAAUCACAGCGGGAGCAGUAUUACCGAUAACAAUGCCAGUACGACCACGGCCGGAAUUCCGACGGCCAGCGACCUGCGGUACCUGUCCUCGCCGACCAAUGCCAACAAUACCAGUGUCAUGCACAACGGGUCCACCGUCAAACUCCUGUCGACCAAAGUCACCUCGCAGACCAACGUCGCCGCCGACAGCGAUGAUCACACAAACAAACAGUCAAGAUCAUCAAUAUUUCGCGGCGUGAUACUGUGUCUGUGCCUGAACCUAACCUACGCCAAUGUGGCCCGGUUCCCACGCGAGCUCCAGCAGCAUGGAUCGGCUUUCCUCGUGCCCUACGGCAUACUGUUGCUCCUGGUGGGGCUGCCGGUUGUGCUGCUCGAAAUUUCACUGGGCCAGUUCCUCGGGCAGGGAUCGGCGCACAUGUGGCGCGCGGCGCCCUUUCUCAAGGGUGCCAGCUUGGUCGGACGAAUCGCCUCCUGGCUGGCGGCGAUCUGGACCUCGAUGCAUUCGGUGAUUGCGCUACUGUACGUAGGAAUGUUGUCAUUCAAAUCUGUGCCAUUUAGAGAGUGUAAUAAGGCCGUAACGAUCAACCAGCAGUCCAUUCAUGACGGUUACGAUGUGGAACCCAAUAGCGGACAGGAAUGUUUGAAAUUAACAUUUCUACGUCCAGUGUGGCGAAGUUCUCUCUACUUUGGACUGCUUGCGUUGAGUUUGAUUCUUUUGUGGGUCAUUUCGAUGGUAUGUACACACAGUGGAAAGAUCAACCGACGGUCGAUUUAUUUGUUUGGGUUUUUGGCGUUGGUGUUGCUGAUCUUCGAGACCGGUUGGGAAGUCACGAAAGCCAUCAAUGACGAAUAUGUGCCAGGAUUGUGGCCAUUCUCUCCGGAGUCAUUUGCUGAUAGUACACUGUGGUUCAAUGCUUUAGUGCAAGUCAUCUACUCGCUCAACAUUGGUAUCGGAGCGGUGCCAGUUAUUACGGGGAAGUUCCUAUACAAAGGAGAUGCCAUCAAAACAUCAUUCGUCUACAUAUUCUUCAACAUUCUAAUCACGUCGAUCGCAGUGAUAUUCUACGUAUUCCAAUUCCACAACAAUGCGAACGAUCCUCACCUCUUGUACCCCGAACUGACACCAUUGACGGCCAUUUACGAUCGGGCUGUAACGGUCCACGAACUAGAUCACCUCAUACAACAGCUGAUCCCAGCUUUGGGCUACGCCCUGCUCUUCAUAUCUUCGAUCGUGUCCUUAACAAUCUACAUCUACACUUCCACCAGAAUGAUUCGAAAGCACCCCAACUACACCGUGUGUCUGGCAGGCCUAGUUGUCGCAAUAGCUGGACUAUUGUGCCCGAACUACAUCUUCCCGCGGAUCCUGGACACACGGAUCGUUGGAUCGCUGAUAGUUUGUGCGAUGAUUUUCGAAAUAAUUCUGAUCAUCUGGGUGUACGGGUCGAAAAAUUUGUACACUGAUCUUGAGUUUUCGCUGGGGCGACCUGUGCUCAAAGCAUGGCUGUUCAUUUGGGGAAUGAUUCCGGUGCUACUGAUAGCAAUUCUUUCGUGGUGGACAAUUACGUACUUUGACAACGAUCUACUAAUCGACUACUUCCCAAAGUGGCUGCCGGUGGUGUUCAGUUUGGGUGUGAUCAUGUUGCUGGCUUGUGUGGAAAUCAGCAAACAAGUAGAUUACAACAUAUUCAGUAUGAUACAUGGAGCUACGAAGCCGUCGAAAGAUUGGGGACCAGCUGACCCCCUGGUGCGACAUGCUUGGAAGCAAUGGAAGUCUGUCUGCGAGGACACCGGAGAACGAGACUUCACCUUGAGGCGGCGAGGCACAAAAGAUUACACCAACUCUAUCAAAAAGGGCCAGUAUUCCCACUCCAACAAGUACGGAGUAUCCAACAAAAACCUUUCUACCGCGGGAAGCAACUCACCGAACUAUAGUGGCUCUGUGUUUGGGGACUCAGCCAUAGAGGAGGACAUUAGUGUAGACAAGUUUCCACAGUACAAGCAACAGAAUUCAGCCUACAGCAUCGAUUCCAACAAUGACAAGUCCCCUCACACUUCUGCCAGUUCGCGGAAAUCCUCCCACAACGACAAACGAACACCAAGUGAACGAAGUCAGGCUGGACUAAUUAGCUCCCGGAAAACCUCCGACAGCUUCACGUCUCGCAUAGAAAUAAUGGGGGAUGAUCAUGGCUACCGAGGUGCCAUCGUGCGCAAUCCACUAGCCAAAACCGACGGAGCUCAAAAUUUCAAAAUCAGCCAUCACCACCUGGCACCUCCCGCACCAACACAUCUCACUUCCUCACAAACGACGACCAGUCAACAGCCUGCGAAGCCGCAAAACCACCAAAAUGGCCACUCCAAAAACCCCUACCCGGAGGAGGGCUACAACCGUGACAUCUACAUCAGCAACGGUCAAGCGGAUCACAUUUGUUGGCGGAAAUUUUCCAUCAAUUCCGAAGAAUAUUCAACCGAGCUUUAGAAACAGUUAACGCAGCUUUUUUAGCUAGGCUUCUUCGGAACUUUUUGUUUGCGAUUAAGCGAUUUGUUACAUUUGUUAAAUUUUUGUACAUAUUAGUUCAAAUAGCGACGAGCUUAACGCGUAGGUACUUAUUAGCUCUGCACCUCUUUGCAGUUACGAAACAAAGUCUAGUGAAUAUAUGUAUCAUAUGACCGUGGUAUGUAAGGAGAAAGGCCAAACUUAUUUAUUAAAGCUACACCUGAUAACCCAAAACAGAAUCUAGUAUCAUUGUAUCUUUUAAUUGUUUCUCUCUAUUAUCUGUUCUUUCCUGUGAAACUUUAUUCUUAAUCUUUGUUGAUAUACACUCAAUGCGAUUUGUAAGUAAAUGUAUUUCCAAAACUCACAUUCCCUAAGUUUGUGUUAGGGUUAAUAAUAGGACUGAAUCAUAGAUGAUAUUUAAAUUUUCAUACUUUUAUGUAUAAUAGAAAAAAGUACUUUUCAAAACAAUUGUAAAAUAGUUUAUAGAGCCUGAAAAGGUAUCAUCUCAUUGUAAAGCAAACAGCCAAAUUAGACAACAAAAGUAAGUUGGACAGUUUGUUUGCGAAAUCAGUCUCGCUUAAACGCACUGUCCGAACGAAAGAAUACACCCGACGAAAGUGAUUAUUCCUGCAUAAUCAGCUUGGACUGUGUGUCUGUUUGAACUAUUCCUAGAAAAAUUAAGUCAAAAGUACCGUGUAUAAUUGGUUAAAUAUUAACAAAGCAAAUCAGCAGAUAUAUCGGUGAUGUUAAUAACGAAUGGAUCAAUAAAGUCAAUUGAUUAAAGUGAAAAAAAGAAA
Molecule: messenger RNA, 4562 nt
Organism: Aedes albopictus (Asian tiger mosquito)
Lineage: Eukaryota; Metazoa; Arthropoda; Insecta; Diptera; Culicidae
Gene: blot
Product: sodium- and chloride-dependent neutral and basic amino acid transporter B(0+)
Exons: 10
Coding region: 973-3747 (924 amino acids)
Biological process (GO): sodium ion transmembrane transport
Cellular component (GO): neuron projection; plasma membrane
Molecular function (GO): gamma-aminobutyric acid:sodium:chloride symporter activity
Source: RefSeq, a predicted model, not a curated record